AUGAAUGGAAUGAGUACAAAUCCGAGUUUUCCAAAGGAUUUCAUUUGGGCAACUGCCACAGCUGCCUAUCAGGUGGAAGGAGCAAACGAUGUGGACGGACGUGGAGUGUCCACGUGGGAUGUGAUACGUAAACAACCAGGAAGAAUUGCUGAUAAUUCAUCACCUUCUCAAAGUUGUGAUGCUUAUCAUCACUACAAAGAAGAUGUGAAAUUGCUGAAGGAUUUGCAUGUGACGCAUUAUCGCUUUUCAAUUUGCUGGACAAGAUUGCUUCCAAAUGGAACAAUUGACAAAAUCAAUGAACAAGGAGUAAAAUAUUACCGCGAUUUGAUAGAGGAACUGCAAAGGAAUGAAAUCGAACCAAUAGUAACACUAUUCCAUGCAGAUUGGCCAUACGAGCUGUACAAACAGAAAGGAUGGCUCAAUCCACAGUGUAUUCAAUGGUACUUGGACUUUUGUCGCUUAUGCUUCGAGCGUUUUGGAGAUUUGGUAAAGUACUGGAUCUCCUUCAAUGAAAUUCUGAUGCAUGCAUGGUGUGGUGUUGUAAAUAUUGAAGGUCAACCUCAUCAUUCACCUGAUACUGUAAACUACAGUAUACCAACCAGAAAAAUACCGUAUGUGGUUGCACACAAUAUGCUGAGAGCGCAUGCUAAAGCUUAUCGAAUGUACGAGAAGGAAUUCAAAAAUACCCAGAAAGGCAAAUUUGGAAUUAUUGUCGGUGGCCGCUGGUGCACAACCUUUUCCACAUCUGAGGCGGACAAGGCAGCAGUAAACCGAGCUCUCGACUGGAUGUUUAACUGGACUGUACAGCCGAUUUUCGGCAAAAAUGGAGAUUACCCUGCAUUGAUGAAAAAGGAGAUAGAAGCUCUAGAAAAGAAGGAAAACCAAGAAAUCCUUCCAAAAUUUAGCGCAGAAGAACUAAACGAGUUAAAAGGCUCUGCUGAUUUUCUUGGAAUUAACUACUAUGUAUCGAGUGAGGUAUGUCAAGGUAAUGGCCCAUCUCAAAUGGAAAAAGAUGCUCGCAUUGACUACUUGGAUGAUCGAUGGGAAAAAAUCUGCGGUGAGGAAUCUUGGUUGCGAUAUACACCUGAGGGCCUGCUUGAGUUGCUGGAAUACAUCAGAGAUCGUUACAAUAACAUUCCCGUGCUGAUCACUGAAAAUGGAUGCGCGGACAUUAUGGGAGAAAAGGCUCAAAAGUUUGACCCACUAUGUGAUCAUCACAGAAUUCGUUUUAUCAAGGCUCACAUGGAAGCUUGCAGAAUGGCUCUGCAAAGGGGAUGCAACGUUAUUGGAUUCACUGUCUGGUCAUUAAUGGAUAAUUUUGAGUGGAAUGACGGAUUUGCAGUGAGAUUCGGACUAUUCAGAGUUGAUUUCGACUCACCACAGAAGACACGCACUGUUAAGAACAGCGGAAAGUUUCUUAUGGAAUUUCUUGGUGGUCUCAAGGAAAGGAAAGAGGAUCAGUGUUCGAGAGAGUGAUCUUGUGUCGGCUUAGAACGCAUUCAGGACUUUACAUUUAGAAACUUCUUAAUUGACUGACUUCAUAUAAUUUAUUCAUACUCAGACG
Molecule: messenger RNA, 1564 nt
Organism: Cylicocyclus nassatus
Lineage: Eukaryota; Metazoa; Nematoda; Chromadorea; Rhabditida; Strongylidae
Source: the annotation of a GenBank genome assembly